AGACGCAAACAAUUUACAAUGUGUGAGGUGACCCAAGUUAAGAUGAACAGAGACAGAACCUUGAUGGACCCUGACUUUUCAGGAUAUAAGCUGAGUCUGGAGGGAUUGGCAGUUACCAGAACUAGCCUUGUACAUGGACCUGUACAUACAUUACCGACAGCAGACAUGUACAGUUUUCUACACGCUAAGAUGUUUGGGGAGCACAACCAUCUUGUUCUCGACACUUUUAACGAGAAUAUUGUUUAUUUUAUCAGUGGGAACGGCUCAGUGUAUUCCGUAGGAGAGGAUGGAACUCAGACGGAGGUUUGGAACCUACCGGAGUCUGGUAAGGACCGGAGCUACAACCCUGCUCUGGUAUUUGCCUCAGAGAAUCUGGCAAUUCUCUCCGACGGGACGGAAACACUGUUUAUACUGGAGACUGGGGAUAGAAAGUUGGGAGGUAAGUGGAAAGCUGUGUUUCAUGAUGCAGUUUGUGGGAAGGAUCGUUCAUUUGAGGCUAGAUAUGGAGUACUACAGGCAGAAGGUUCGGAACUAGAGGUGGUUCUGCAGUAUGUCGAAGAGAAGGAAAAGAUGGACGGAGCGGAGAUGCUCCCUAAAUCCUCCGGAGAGUCCUCGUUCUUUAACGUUUUGGAGUGGAUCAGCUUCUCUAGAGUAGAGAAAGACAAAAGUUGGAUGAUGGAGCGAGUACGACGUGUAAUAAGUCACGGUGGAUUCAACUACGUGAGUAUAACCGGUUCCAACCUUGCUGUGUCGGCGGAGAAGAAAACUAUCCUGGCCUUUGACUCUCUCCACCCAGUGGAACACCUCAACCUGGAGAAGGAGGAGAAGAAGGAUGAACCCCCGCAUUUCUACUGGAAGCAGACGGAUAAGGAUAUAGAGAUGUGGUUCUACGUUAUCUCGGACACAACGAAGAACCUGAUUAAUAUAGAGGUAAAGGAGGAUGUUCUCGAAGUUAAACUUCAUGGUAGUGAUCUGCUCCGAGGGCAGUUUGAAGGGAAGAUAGAGAAGGAUAGCUGGACCUGGACCCUGGAAAACGGGAAGGUUGGAAUAUUAAUGACAAAACAAACUCCAGGUCUCUGGAGUAAGGUUUGGGGAGUGGAAGGAGGAGCUCGAGGUCUGGAGGUUACAGAUACAUCAGCAGACACGGUUCUACCUCAUCUUACAACAGAUAAUCCUAUCUGUACUGGAGAACCUUCCGGAGAACCAGCAUUUAACGCUCAGGAGUUGGAGAGUGUAGACGACUGUAUGGAUGAGAACUCUAUGUUAAUUUGGCAGUCUGGAGCAGGUUCCCAACAUGUAGCUAGCCUAGCAGGUCAGCAGCAUCUACUGGUCGUACAGCAGCUUGGGUCAACUCCUCCAGCUCUAUGUGUCAGAUAUGACGUAGAUGGUUUUGUUUGGAAGAUUUCAGAUUCUCAGUUGGAACACGUUGCUUCCUUUCCUGCUCUGGGUUAUGUUCAGGCUGGGAAGGCAUCUAGAAAGUUCCUUGUAGCUCCUCACACCUUCUCCUACUCUGCUAUCUGUGAUGCCUCAAGACAUGUUUAUAUAUACAGGCAACCUAAACCCCUGGAACCCGGACAUGAAUUAAGAAACCGGAAGUCCGGAACUAAGAUCCAGGGCGUGGCUAUGCAGCAGGUGGUUACACUAGAGAAUAACGAAGAGAUCCUGGGGAUUAGGGCCACACCCUCCCUCAUAUUUAUCAUCACGCCCCAUUCUCUGUACAGGAUACAAGUCUAAUCCAUCUCUCGUCAUAUUACAGUAUUUAUUUUCACUUUUCUAUCGUACUCGCCGAGUCAGUAAAUUUCACGACGUGUUUUCCUCUCCGUUUAACGAAAUUUUAUUUUCAGA
Molecule: messenger RNA, 1845 nt
Organism: Eurytemora carolleeae
Lineage: Eukaryota; Metazoa; Arthropoda; Copepoda; Calanoida; Temoridae
Product: nudC domain-containing protein 1
Exons: 11
Coding region: 19-1734 (571 amino acids)
Source: RefSeq, a predicted model, not a curated record